AUGGCUGGUCCUCAGAGCGGCUCAAACGUAACGCGCAAUUUCACAAAUCAGUUCGUGCAGCCUCCGUGGCGCGUCGCGAUCUGGUCGGUCGCGUACAGCUCCGUUCUGGCGGUCGCCGUGUUCGGAAACCUCAUCGUUAUUUGGAUCAUUUUGGCCCAUAAACGGAUGCGCACCGUGACCAACUAUUUCUUGCUCAACCUGGCGUUCUCCGACGCCUCGAUGGCCGCCUUCAACACGCUCAUCAACUUCAUUUACGCCACGCACGGAGAGUGGUACUUUGGAGAGGUUUACUGCAAGUUCCACAACUUCUUUCCCGUGACCGCCGUGUUUGCCAGCAUUUACUCCAUGACUGCGAUUGCAGUCGACAGGUACAUGGCUAUCAUUCACCCUCUGAAGCCCCGUCUGUCAGCUACUGCUACUAAAGUGGUGAUUGUCUGUAUUUGGGCCCUGGCGGUGAUUUUGGCCUUCCCGCUGUGUUUCUACUCAACCACGAGAACUAUGCCUCGCAGAACCAUCUGCUACGUCGCCUGGCCGAGACCUUCUGAGGAUUCGUUCAUGUAUCACAUCAUCGUAACGGUGCUGGUGUACAUGCUGCCCCUAGUGGUCAUGGGUAUCACCUACACUAUAGUCGGGGUGACACUUUGGGGAGGAGAGAUUCCUGGAGACUCAUCUGACAAUUAUGUUGGACAACUGCGAGCCAAAAGGAAGGUGGUGAAGAUGAUGAUCGUGGUGGUGGUGACCUUUGCCCUCUGCUGGUUGCCCUAUCACGUCUAUUUCAUCGUGACGGGAGUAAACAAGCGUCUGAACAAGUGGAAGUCCAUCCAGCAGGUGUAUCUGUCUGUGCUGUGGUUGGCCAUGAGCUCCACCAUGUACAACCCCAUCAUUUACUGCUGUCUGAAUGGCAGAUUUAGGGCAGGUUUCAAACGGGCCUUCAGGUGGUGUCCCUUCAUCCAGGUAUCCAGCUACGAUGAACUGGAGCUCCGUCCCACCCGUCUCCACCCACGCAACCAGAGCAGCAUGUGCACCCUGUCCCGCAUCGACACCAGCGUCCACGAUGAUGACCCGCGACGCAGCGACCGCAAGAGCACCAGGUCCCUGCAGUGUCAGGUGGAGGUCAGAGACCAAAGCAGUGCAGCGACUAAACUCUGUCUUCACAGAGAGCCCACAUUCCCAACCGAGCAGCUCAGCUGAAGGGCCAGACCAGACGUGCAUCGGAUUGUGGUUCUGUUAGAGGUGCUCCAUUACAUUCCUAAAAAAAAUUUAAUACAUCCACAGGUUUUGUAUAAACAAGAUACUGUCAAUUUCAGAGCAUGCAUUGAGACUAAAUGCAUUCAAACCUGCAGCAUGAUAAAGUAAUACUGCCUCCAAGUGGAGAACUGUGAAUGUUGUCAGUGUGGUCUAGCAUGCUACUCAGUGUGUUCUUUCUUCUUGAAAUACAACACAGCAUAGUACAUAUUAUAAAAUGUUAUUUAAAACAUGAAAACACGGUAAGCUACACUACAGAUUCAUCACUUCAUCGUGUUGUUUGAUUAUCUAGGAAAUACAAAUUUGUUUCAGUUGUAUUACUUUUUUUUUUUUUUUUGCUAAAGUCUGUCAGAUAAUCCUAAAAUGAUCUUAAAAAAUCAUGCUUGCAUUUUGACAACUAUUUUAUUUGUAUUACAAUCACAUGUGCAUUCUGUGCAUUUUGAACAUAGCCAGCACUUCUCCUUAUGAAUGAAAGUUUGAACUUUUGUAAUUGAGACUUCAAAUGUUGAACUGAAUGUAACUUUUACUGUAAUAACACAAUCAUAUAGCCAGAUUUUAAUGAAUCAGUGUCAUGUAAAACCUUUCUGGUGCACAAAGCUCUGGCUGUUUGAUCUAAUGAAUGUAUAUAAAAGACUACAAUAACUUAACUAUACAGUUUAUAUUUGAGUCUUCUUGUUCAUGUUUGAUAUAUGACAGUUUGUGCUGUAUUUAUGAUGUGCUGUAAAUGUUAACACCACGAUAAUGUGCUUGGUUUUUAUUGUACAUAAUGUGCAAAGUGGACCUUUUAUUACCUAAAAUCACAAAGGUAUAGUCUACAGUGGAUGUGGUAAAAUGCUUUUUACGUUUAAAUGCACUGAUGCUGUUUUUUUCCAGCUUUUUAGCCUGCUUUGAUCUAAACUAAAGAUAUUUGUGAAAAACAAGUCAUGUUGGUAUGGCCACAUCGUUCUGAUGUUGAGCAUGAACAUAGAUUUAUUAAAGUGAACGUCAAA
Molecule: messenger RNA, 2234 nt
Organism: Carassius auratus (goldfish)
Lineage: Eukaryota; Metazoa; Chordata; Actinopteri; Cypriniformes; Cyprinidae
Product: neuromedin-K receptor-like
Exons: 5
Coding region: 1-1191 (396 amino acids)
Biological process (GO): G protein-coupled receptor signaling pathway; positive regulation of flagellated sperm motility
Cellular component (GO): sperm midpiece; plasma membrane
Molecular function (GO): tachykinin receptor activity
Source: RefSeq, a predicted model, not a curated record